AUGAGCUGUGCCGAAGAAGAAGCAAAGGAAAUGGAGGCAAGUGGCACUUACGGAGAGGAGGAUGGCGAAUUCCUGGAUACGACCGGAGACUUGCGGCUCUGCGUGGCCCUCACUCCAUUCGCAGCAGGAGGAGGCCACGAUGGCGCUGUCUCAAGGAUACAGGAGGAGAGCGGCGUUCGGCUUUAUGUGGACGACAUGAUCCACGAGGGCCAUCAGCUUGCCGUGCUGGCCGGCACUCGCGAGCAACUUCUGGGAGGCCUUGAGCGCUUCAACGCGCUGGUGCAGGAACGGGUAGACGACGAAGAAUUUGUCGCCUGGGCUGACAUUAAGUUCUUCAAGCCUGUGCCAGAUCCAGGCCCUGCCACCAGCGAGGGACCUGGCAAUCAGAAAGUCCUCUUCGUGGGCGGUUUAUCCCAGCAGACGGAUCCCGCCAGCCUGGAGCGCUACUUCUCGAGGUUCGGCGAAGUCGUGGAGGCCGACGUGAAGAUGGACACACACACAAAGCGGUCCAAGGGGUUUGGGUUUGUGGCUUUUGCAAACGAGGCGUUGGCUGAAGCUUGCCUGGCGGAUCCAAAGGGCCAUGUCCUUGACGGCAAGCGCAUUGACGUCAAGCGAUAUGGAAGCACGGAGUCUGGAGCAGGUCAGCAGCAACGCGAUCGACGAGCAGAGGGCGUCCCACAGAGAGGCACGCAGCCGUCACAGGCACAAAGGGCGCCUCCAGAUGGCAGCAACCCCCGCGGCCGAGGUGCCAAGGGUGAUUCUGGACGCAUCCGAGCUUCUGGCGAUGAUCGCGUCCACAUCUCGGGUGCUCCGAGUCAAGUGGAGGCUUCGAGAAGUGCUGUCCUAGCAGACAUUAAGUGGUUCAGCGGAUUGGCGGAAUCUGUUCCAGCAGAAUACCUGAAUGAAGAGUACUGCAUUUCGUGCAGCUUGCCAAGCGCACGAUGCGGCGCUCUGAUUGGUCGUCGGGGUGAAAAUAUCAACGAGGUGGAAAGAAAGACAGGGGCAACCGUGCAGCUGGCCAAGAAAAACCAGGCCGACUAUCGAGAGUUGACGGUGACAGGAACGUUGAUUUCAGUGUAUGCAGCGCAUUUGCUGCUGAUGCGGGAUUACAAUGAAGCAACACGGGCUUCAGAAGCGCCGUCUGCCGCGGAGCAGAAGGUGCAGGCACUGGAACGGGAGAUUGCGAGCCUGAAGCAGCAGAUCCCAGGUCGCGCCAUGGCAAAUCGUUCCCACCGCUGA
Molecule: messenger RNA, 1239 nt
Organism: Symbiodinium necroappetens
Lineage: Eukaryota; Dinophyceae; Suessiales; Symbiodiniaceae
Source: the annotation of a GenBank genome assembly